CUCUGUGGUUCAUCUGUAGUUCAUGAUUUAAAGUUGAUUUGGUUUAUAUACAUGGCAGUUCAGCUGACGCAUUUGUAUUUUGUGUGGGUUUUUCUAGUAGGCUUGCAGUCGUCAUCAACACAGAAAUCAGGAAAAUUAUGCAACUCACCGCUGGAUAUCAUAAUAGCUUUGGAUGCGUCUGGUAGUGUGCUUAAAGGAAACUGGGAUAAAAGCGUAGAUUUUGCCUCGCAGCUCGGCAAGAAGUUACUUUCCUGGAAUGCAAAAAGUCGCAUAGGAGUCAUUGACUUCAGUGAGAUUGCUAAUGAGGUUAUUGAACCAUCCAGCGACCAAAAGCUUUUGGAAUGGAAGUUAAAUAACCUGAAAAACAAUUAUCAAAACGGAAUCACGAGAACAGAGUUAGCCCUGAAGAAGGCGGCUGAAAUAUUUCAGCGAAUCGACCGAACAUUCGCGAAAAAACUGCUAUUGAUAUUGACUGAUGGUCAAACGACACCACUAAACUACAAGCAAGGAAAAGAACUAAUUCAGGAGCCUAUGGCCAGCCUGAGAACCAUAGGGGUACAUGUGAUUGCUGUAGGUGUUGGCAUGUUGGUUGACAGUGAGGAGUUGAACAUUAUGGCCUCUGAACCGACAAAUGAAAACGUAAUUUAUUUCCAGGAUUAUGAUGUCCUAAAUAUGGUGGAUUCAAUAACUCGGGUCGUUUGUUUAGCAGAAGAGCCCCAGUCCCCCGAGUCUCCAGUGCCGUAUGUUGCUGCCGUCGAACCUGUCAGCUCAACAUGUCCUGCUAAGUACACUAAAGUAGGCUGUUUUAAGGAUGACAUGAAACUCCCACGCCCUCUUCCAAAGUUGCUUUUCACCGACCGCGACUCAGCGACUAAGAAGUUUAGUGGUAAAUCAGUCGACUGGCAGGACUGGAAUUCUUACAUUAACGACCUCGUCUGCCGUUGUGCAAAGGAAGCAAAAGUUCGCAAUUAUGCAUAUUUCAGUAUUCAGUUCUACGGCGAGUGUUGGUCUGGUCCACAGGCGCAAGAGACGUACAACAGGGCUGGUGCCAAAAAUACAUGCAUUACGAGUAAUUUUGAGAAGUGCGAUGUUUCUGAUUCAAAGAUAUGCGUUGGAGAAAAGGAAACCAACUUCGUGUAUGAAGUACAAAGAGCAGAGGCUGAGCCAACAUGUGGAGUAGAAUAUCACAAACUCGGAUGUUUCAAAGACAACAAAAAGGGCCCUCGGCUUUUAAAUAAACUCAUAUUAACUGAUCGCGAUUCCAAGUCUCCUGUUUACAGUAAUAUUAAGAUAGACUGGGGGAAUUGGAACGCGUACUUGCCAAAGUUAGCAUGCAGAUGUGCGGAGAAGGCUGCAGACAACAAGUUCACCCAUUUUGGCUUACAGUUUUACGGAGAAUGUUGGUCAGGUCCAGAGGCCGCUGAAACAUAUAACCAACUUGGUCCUGCUUCAGCAGACAGCUGUUUGACCAGCGACUAUCAGCCAUGCCCUGAGGAUCCAAAAUCUACAGACAUAGAGUGUGUAGGAAAACUCUUCGUAAACUAUGUUUACACCAUAAUAAAGAGUGAAGAUGCACGUUGUUCAGUUCCUUUUAAACCUGUUGGCUGCUUUAAGGAUAAUCAGAAGAAGAAUGCUCGACCACUCGGUGAACUGCUUCUUACAUAUCGCGACCGAAAAAGUGCCAAAAAUAACGGAACUGAAAUUAAUUGGGGAGAAUGGGACGUUUACUUGUAUGAGUUGGUGUGUCUCUGUGCCCAGAAGGCAAAGGAAAAGAAAUACUCCCACUUUGGGUUGCAGCAUUACGGUGAGUGCUGGUCGGGGCCUGAAGCAGGCGAAACAUUCAGCAAGGAUGGACCUUCAGAGGCAGAUAAAUGCAUUGGUCGAGGAUUUAAAACAUGUAACGCCUUGGUUGAUGACAUCUGUGUGGGAAGGGAAAAGACUAACUUUGUCUUCUCUCUUUACUAUAUGUCUAAUAUGAAUGCAUCAUUUUUUCUGGCCUUUUUAUUUACAUAUCUAUCAAUAUCAGGAAAGUCUGACGCUGAUUUCCGUAAAGAAAACCCAGCAAAUUCUUCCUCUCUACCCAUGUCUGUUUCGUGGUCGGAACCUAUGUGGAACCAAUUUAAUGCAUACCAAAAGACUGGUACCGGAAUACCUGCUCCACCAACGACUCACAGCACUCCUCAAACUUUACCAGCACUGCAACUCAGAGGACAAGGAGCACCAGUAGCUGAACCUGUAUCACUGCCUCGACGAUAUUCUGUGUGCCCUAUGCCUACAUGCAGCUUUCCAUCUAUUUGCGUUAAAGUAGCAGUUUAUGCGACUUGUGUUCCUCCUCCUAAUCCAUCAGCAUCCACCAACAAUUCAUAACUAAAACACUUACGGCAACCUCCACGAGUGUGGUGACCACUUGUAGCGCUAGUUGCUUAACUGUGGUACCUACUACCACUCCUUUGCCACCUACACCACCUACACCAAAACCACCAGUUUGCGAACAAGCGCUGGAUAUCGGUGUAAUCAUUGAUGCUUCUGAGAGUGUCAAACUACCUAAUUACAAGCUCUGUCUACAGUUUGUAGCUAACUUGACAGAACACUUUAAAGUGUCACAGAAGGGAACUCAUUUUGGAAGUAUAGUUUACAGCAGUGAUGCUGAACUGCAAUUCAGCUUUAAAGACAUUCAAUAUCACGACGCCGAAAGUCUAAAGAAAAAGAUAAAGAGUUUUCCUUACUUGAGAGAGGGAACAAGAACCGAUAUAGCACUUGAACUUGCGAACACCCUACUGUUUUCUGUGCAAGGAGGAGAUCGGUUUGACAAGCCUGAUGUCCUCAUUGUUAUCACAGAUGGGUUAACGGAUCCUGAAAGGAGUAAACCAUACCCAGUGGUCUUAAAACCUCUUGAGGAUAAGAAGGUUGUGGUGAUUGCAGUUGGAGUUGGAAAGGAAGUAAAUAAACCCGAAUUGACGUCUAUAGCUAUGGGUGAUGUUAAUCACGUUUUUAUGGUCGAUCAAUACACAGAUCUGGUCAAAAUCAUAAAUGCUCUUCUCGACAAAUCGUGCUCUGCUGCGACACAACCGAAAAUGGUACCGUCAAAGGCUGUUGCACUUGUCAAGAAUCAAGAACACUAUGAUGGUGAGUGUCCUGUGCAAUUCAUCAAAAAAGGUUGUUUCAACGCAAUAAAAAGUCAAAAGCCUUUGCCGAGAUUGAUGUUCACAGACCUCGACGCCAGAGACUCUAAAUUCAGUGGUGUUCCAAUAGACUGGGGAAGCUGGAACAGUUAUCUGCAGAACGUGGUUUGCCGAUGUGCUCAGGUUUCAAAAGCAGAAGGAUUCUAUUACUUCGGGGUUAAAAACUUUGGUGAAUGUUGGUCUGGAGAAAAUUUAGACAUAACUUAUAGCAAAGACGAUUCGUCUGAAUUCUGCAUCUCGAAGGAAUUCGCUGAGUGUGAUACGAACGACAGGAAUGUUUGCGGCGGAAACGCGACUACCACAUAUAUUUACAGGAUGCCUAAAGAAAGUGAGGCCAAGCAAGGGAAACGUUGCUUCACAAAGUUCAAGAAUGUCGGCUGUUUUGCUGACAUGCAAACCUCUUCCAGGCCUAUACCAGAGCUUAUUUUUACUGACUUGGAUGAGAGCUCAACCAAAUACAGCGGCCAUAAAGCGCAACUAGGAGAACUCGACACUUACUUGAGUGACCUACUUUGUCGGUGUGCUGAACUUACUCAGGAGCUUGGGUACGAAUACUUUGGAUUGCAAAAUCACGGUGAGUGUUACUCGGGACCAAGUGUUCAGCAUACCUACAGCAAGGAUGGUUCAUCAAAAAAAUGCAUCACAAGAAAUUUCAAACAAUGCCCAGCAGGAAAAAAGUACGAAAAUCGAGACGGCCAGGACUACUGCGUUGGCGCGCAAGGCGCUAAUUAUGUUUAUCGUGUCUAGGUCAGAUAUCUCGGACUACCUAACUGGCAACUUUGAAGAAGACACAGUUAAGUUAUUUCAGUCGACUGAUCCAGAAUUUGACGAAGAUUACGAUCCUCGUGUUGUUCGUUAAGGCGCAAAAUUGAAUUUCUUGAUCUCAUGGAUUUACUAUGGUUACUUCUUUUAAAUCAGAAACCCUUCAUCUCAUUCUAAAAAACGAACAGCUGCUCGUUUCAGUUAUGAUGAAGAGAGUUACUUCUGUAAAUUAUUACCCGACCUGACUAGAAUAAGGUGAAGUAAUGCUACGAUGAGUAUUAUCCAUCAGUACAUAUCUAAGGUUGUUUUAUGAAUUUCAACAGGAAAUCAUGCACACUCAUUGUCAUGAAAAACAUAGGUCAGUGUUGCUGCCUGUGCAGCUAGAGUAACUGAGAUCGAAGGUGUUCAGUUCAGUUACCAAGUGAAUUAGCCGUAAAUAGUAAUGCGAGAAGGGCGCUCGGCGUUUGGCGGCUGGUUAUCAAACUGUCGCCUUCUUUGACGAAAGAGAAAUGCCUCAAGUAAGUCGUCUGAAAUUAAUGAAAUUAUUUAUUCGCCUCCUACCUUCACCGCACACUUGAGCUAAUGCUUCAAUCCAAUAGUUUUUGCUUCUUACAUUUCUGUGUUUGUAUGUCGAAAUUAGUGAUCUUCGUCAAGCUUUUGUUGAGGAUUUAAUAAAUCUUCUGAUUCUCACCUA
Pocillopora damicornis (cauliflower coral) is the source of this 4638-nucleotide messenger RNA. RefSeq lists its product as uncharacterized. Lineage: Eukaryota; Metazoa; Cnidaria; Anthozoa; Scleractinia; Pocilloporidae. The record is from RefSeq and is a predicted model, not a curated record.